CGCGCCCGUCAUAUUUCCCUCGCUCCUGAUUGCCCCGCCCCCCUUGGUCACCCGCCCCUCCCUCUCCUCCUCUUCCGCUUCGCCAUUUGCCGCCCUGGUUUGUCCCUCGCUUGUGAUGGCACUCCCUCUGACGGCCCUGAUCCAUCGAUCCUCACAUUCAAAGGCUGCUGCCUACGGCUCGUGCAUCAGCCAGAACGCCACCCAGAUCCACGGCAAGGGGCACUGCCAGAAGGAGUUCGAACUCUUCCGCGAGUGCGUGCGCAAGAGCCUGGUCUCCCGCUCAUGAGGUGCCUUCCCUGACGAUUUCCCAUCCAUCAAAAGGAAAAGAAAGAAAAUCAUCCCAAAUACAGACAAAUAUUCCC
Molecule: messenger RNA, 362 nt
Organism: Fonticula alba
Lineage: Eukaryota; Rotosphaerida; Fonticulaceae
Exons: 2
Coding region: 116-286 (56 amino acids)
Biological process (GO): mitochondrial respiratory chain complex I assembly
Cellular component (GO): mitochondrion
Source: RefSeq, a predicted model, not a curated record